Messenger RNA from Oncorhynchus mykiss (rainbow trout), 1362 nucleotides. RefSeq names its product mediator of RNA polymerase II transcription subunit 7. Gene Ontology annotation, molecular function: transcription coregulator activity. Gene Ontology annotation, biological process: regulation of transcription by RNA polymerase II. The record is from RefSeq and is a predicted model, not a curated record. NCBI's taxonomy places the organism in Eukaryota, Metazoa, Chordata, Actinopteri, Salmoniformes, Salmonidae. Gene Ontology annotation, cellular component: mediator complex.
CAUAAAGAAAAAAUCCAACCAAUGGGAUAGGAUAGGAUGACAGGGGCAUGAAAGGGAAGCGAGAAGAGACAUUGCGCAUACAAAUGUUUUGUGUAAAGCAAUAAUUGUGGUGGUGAAUUCAGUUGAUAGUAGAUACAGUACUUGAGGACUCCAUAUAAAGGCCUCACUAUGGGUGAACCACAGCAGGUGAGUGCCCUGCCUCCCCCUCCUAUGCAGUACAUCAAGGAGUACACUGACGAGAACAUCCGCAAGGGGCUCAUCCCCAAACCCCCUCCCCCAAUCCGAGACACCUACAUGAUGUUCGGCAACCAGUUCCAGUGUGACGACCUGAUCAUCCGACCGCUGGAGAGCCAGGGCAUCGAGCGGCUCCACCCCAUGCAGUUUCACCACAAACGGGAGCUCAAGAAGCUCAACAUGUCCAUCCUGGUGAAUUUCCUAGAUCUCCUGGACAUCCUGAUCAAGAGCCCUGGCAGUAUAAAGAGAGAGGAGAAGCUAGAGGACCUGAAGUUGCUGUUUGUCCACAUGCACCAUCUGAUCAAUGAGUACCGUCCGCACCAGGCCAGAGAGACCCUGAGGGUGAUGAUGGAAGUGCAGAAGAGACAGCGACUGGAGACUGCAGAGAGGUUCCAGAAACAUCUGGAGAGGGUGGUGGAGAUGAUCCAGGGGUGCCUGGCCUCCCUGCCCCAUGACCUACCCCAGAUUGAGGGCUUGAGUGGGGCAGGGGAUGUGGCGAGGGGUGUUGGGAUUGGCGGGACUUUGGGGUUGGACGCCAGGCUAAAGACUGAGCCCAUGGACGUGGAGGAGGCUGGGACUAGCUGUAUGGCUGUUGGGCCACAACAGGACAAAAGCAUGGGUGGUGCUGCUAAGAAAGACAGAGUAUUGGACAAGGAUGCUGCCAUGUGUAGUAUUAUCGACGAGAUCGCCUGAGUUUUGUGUUUAGAGCUAGGGGUCUCUACAGCAGGGUGCAACGGUGAAGAACGUUCAGAUAUAAAAUUGUUCUGUAGCGCAAUGAUUGUCUGUGUAGAAUAGUGAAUCGACCACUCUGUUCAUUAUAUUUCUAUAUGCAACGUUCAGAAUCAAAAUGAUUCACCUUGCUGAAUAUAGGUUUUUCCUGGUCAUUAUGUUUGUCUCAUUGGUCUCGGUUGAAUUGUGUCGUAUGCUUAAUGUAGUUAUGAUCACAUACGCUGUCCGCAGUUAUAGUAUCUUUUCUUAAGUCAAAGCUUUACUGAAGUGAUGUGUCAUGGACUAUGAAGACACACCUUCCUUGAGUUGAGACAUUUGGGAUAUCAUUGGGGUUUAGAUGCUGGUAAAAUUCAUAAUUUUAUAAAGUUUUAAUAAACUAAUUUCUACGUCCUAUAACAA